AUGCUGGAACACCGAUCACGAAAGGCACGGUCGUACAAAACUGUCGCCGUGCCUGUGUGCCUAAACGCCAAGGCAGUCUAUUUGCGAUUAGUGUCCAGUCCUAUCAACGGCAGCGUUCCUCGGUGCCUUCGAUCGGUUCGUCACCUGUCGCGGGCUCACGACCGACGUCUGAACUACGGGGACCAAUUUCAACGACGUCGACCGGCGGUUCCGUCUACUGCGAAUAGCACCACGGCGCCGGCCGUUAUUCCCGUCGCCGACAGGUCGUCAGGUAAAUGGCACUUAAACCUUCCCAGCGCUCCGUCGAAAUCCGGAGCGCUGGGAUUUCUUUAUUAUGUGUCACGUGUCACGAAUUAUACUUGUACCACUAUCAAUUUUUUUUUUUUACCAGUCGGUAAGUUAUCCAUCCAUCAUUUGUGUUUUUCCGAAACGUCCAACCUUUUUUCGUCCAAUUUCAACGUGUCUCGUACUCCUUAUACGUACAUUUAAAAAAAGCUACGUUCUUUAGGUAGAACGAACAAAAAUAAUUUAAAAUCAGUCAAUAAAAUAUGAAACCAAGUAUUUUAAAUCAAAUUGUACUACUUUUUUAUCGAUUUGAAAAUCACUUUGAAAUUGUGUACCGUCGUUGUAUUAAUUGUCAAUACUUCUAUACUCGCGUGUAUUUUAAAAAACGUUUUUAAUGCGCCCGAACACAUAAAUAUUUAUAUAUUAACCGUUACAAAGAUAAAUACAUUCGCACAAACAACACUGGUGGUAAAAUAAAUUAUUAUGGGCCCGUUUCGAGUGCAUUCUGUAAAACGUGAAACUAAAGUAUAAGUAUAGCAAAGCACACGGGAGGGCGGUAAUUUAGUUUUGAUGAACGACGAAGCAACGGAUUUAACACAGGCAUUUUGUGUUUGUAUUCGCUUCUCCUAUAAACUUAAACAAUCUGUAACUUUAUAAUUUAAUAUUCUUUUACUGUACAUAAUACAUAUACUUUAUAAAGAGGAUCUUCCAAAUUGCAUGGUGUAGUUCAAUUUUUUAUGUUUACCAUUUUUUAUCCAAUUUCAUUGUAAUUAUUAGUAAAUCUCUAACCAUCAAAAUUAAAAAGGUUGUGUUUUAAAUCUGUUACUUGUUUUUAAAUUUAACCAAUGGUACAGCUAAUGGUUAGUUGGUGUAGUAGAAUAGAAAAGAUUGAGUGACACUUAUAGUUUAUAGAUCCUUUGUGUGUAUGAACUACUUUUUUUCUAGGGGGCUUCAGCACCCUCAAUUUUUUUAUAGUUGCGCCCCUGGGAACGAUGCCAACACUGUGCAUACUUGUGUUAUAAAUAAUUAAUAGAUGCAAUUCAACACACAUAUAUAAUAUGUUCUAGAUUAGCGCAUUGAAUACUUUUUAUCCCGAAAUUCGUUUGAUAAAGGGUUUUUGAUAAUAUUGCAACAAAACAUGAAUAAUUGUUGUUGAUUCAAAUUUGAUAUGUAGGAACUUUGAAAAAAUGGUCACAGUGGGCCAGAAUAAGUUCAAAAAGGGACAAGAACGAAUAGUUUGAUACUCAAAAAAUAGAUAAUCUGUUAUUACACUUUGAUAGUUCCAAAUUUAUAUUUUUCCCACUACCUAUUAAACCGAAUAACCGAUACUAAUAAUGCACAUGUAUCAAGUAAAAAAAAAAAAAAAAAAAAUGGAUUUUGAAUAAAUAAUAAGUUGAAUACUACUAUAAUAUAAUAUUAAUACUAAGUAAAUAUUAUUUAAUCGCUAAUCAUUAUAAUGUAUAAUGUAUAUGGUAUUUCGAUAGGUUUCAUGUUCAAAUGUUGUUUUUCUAAGAAAAGCCAUGACACGUGAUAAAAAAUACAAAUGUAAAACAUUAGUUGUUUAAAUAUAAUUUAGUAGUAGUUUGGUAUUUUAUACAUAUAAAUUUAAUAAUACGUGUUACACGCAUAAAACGUAUGAAAUAAAGGGUUCUAUAUUUUAAACAUGAUCGAUACCAAUAUAUUUUAGAUUCUGGCGUAGCGAAGAAUGUAUUGGUUUUACAAACAAUGAUGUUUAAUUUGUAUUUUUUUUUUAACGUGAACAAUUUGUUUACAGGAAAUUUCGCUCCGAUUUUCGAGCGUAGCAUUUUUUCUAAAAUAAAAUUUGACUGAGGGUCCUGAAGUCGUUUUCUAAUUUUCCUAAGGGUUUUAUAAUGAACGGGAAAUACCGGGGAAAAAACGUAGGAAAAACGUGAAAAUGUACGAAAUGUAUUAUGUAUUUUAAAAUUGUAAAUAUUACGGCCUUUUAAAACAUGUUUAACCGAACUCCGCUCAGAAUCUUAUCAAAGAUUAAUCGAUGCGUACAGGUUAAAUUUCUCCUCUACCUUCCCAACGGCUCACCUACAAUAGUGGCUAACCCGCCGUGCGAAAUAUUUCCGUUUGAUAUUUUUUUCAUUUUAGAUACUUACAAUAUGUUCAACAAAAAUGUUAGUGCUAUUUAUUUGUACGCACAACCGUAUAAAUUUGCAAACAAUUUUUACCGUUCCGAUAUUUUAUCUCGGGGCUUAUUUUAAGGAUUCUUGUCAACUACGCAUUUGAUUUAAUUAAGCCUUACAUUAUAGGUAUAGAACCACAAUCUCAAAACUUGAUAUCAAAUCAUAAAAAAAAAUGGUGACAUCGUUUGCCUUUUUGGUGGAUUUUAAAAUUUAACCUAUAAAUAAAGUAGAAAUAAAAUAAUAAAUAAACUUUAAAAUAUUAUAUUUUAAUUUAUAAAAUCAUCUUUACUUUUUCAUCAUCAUAUUUAUAUGCUUAAUACCGUUUUAGGAUAUUAUAUUUUCAGUUCGCUCUUUUACAGAUUUUCCAUUUUUAUCAAAAAAUAAUCGAUUUGAUGAAGAUAUCAAACAACGUAAAAGACUGGUCGAUGCAAGUUCAUAAUUAAGUCCACGGAUUUAAACAGCAUAUCAUAAUAUUAGCUGUGCAGAUAGCUACAACAUUAUUGUACAAAACUAUACUAUAAUAUAUCACUAUAUUUAUAUGUUAAUUUAAUUUUCAAGUUAUUUUUAGAUUUCUUUUUUUUUUUCAAUUUCCAGAAUCGGGUUGCUGCCGUUGCAGCCCGUAUUUUUCUUACCAACAAUUAUUAUUAUUUUUUGUAUUACAAAUAUUAUUUGGUAUUAUAAUAAUAUUGUUAUCGAGUAUAUUUUAUGGCUUUAUGGUUAUCUAAUCUUCUGAAAUAUAUUUAUAUACACAAUUAUUUUAUCAAUAAAAAUAAAAAUGUUAGUAUUAUUAUAUUAUUUUCAUUUUCAUUUUAAUAUUCACGUAAAAAAACCAUUAAAACGAUAAAUUUUAAAACAUUUUUAACUUGAUGGACUCUUAAAUCGACUUCGAAAAACUAAGUUAUUUGAACUCUCAACGUUAAUAAUUUGGUAAUUGUUUGCUGUUGAGCGUCUUGUUCUCUUAGAUAAGUGUUUCCCAAAUGGAGAGGCACUCUCCCCCCCUUAUAUUGUUAAAUAUUUUAUUAAAAUGGAACUAAUUCAAAGUCUGAUGGCGUUUUCUACAAUAUAAUAUAAUAUUAAUAAAUUUAAUUUCUUAACUGCAACAAAUUUAAAAUAGAGACAAACGACUUUGAAAUUAAUUAUAAAUUUCUGGAUUUAGAAAUACUGCCAAGAGAAAUUCACUGUGGAAAAAUAAAAUUGACUAACAAACCAGAAAAAACUGUCCAAAUUCGCCUAUUGAAGCAUACGAGUACAUUAAAUGUAAUUCUGAAUGUUUUCCAAACGUAUCUUUUAUUUUGAAACUAUUAGCUACAUUGCCAGUUUCGACCUCAACGCCAGAACGCACCUUUUCAACCAUGAAAAAAUGAAUAAAUUAUUUAUGUAACUCAUCAGGCCAAAAACGUCUUACGGGUUUAGCUCUUUUGAGUGUGCACAGGUAAAUUAAAAUCUAUCUGGAUGAUGUAUUGAUCGUUUGGCUAAAGAAAAAAAGGACUACUAGAUUUUGUGCUAUAAAAUAUAAUAAAAUAAUUAAAAUGUUUAAUACUCGUAAAUAAAUAAUAAAUAUGUAAAUAAAAAAUGUAUGUAUAAAAACAGAGAAACCAACGAAUGCGUCGCUUAGAGUAUUAUGAUAAGUGAUACGACCGGUUUCGAAUUAAAAAUUCACCAUCAGGUAUAUCACAGUCAAAAUGUAAAACGCAACUGAAUAUGAAAAAAUUAAACGAAGGAAUACAUAGAAAAAAAAACUGUAUAAAUUGGUCGUUUCACAUAGAAAUAAUUUAUUUUAAUAGAGAUUAUUUAAAAUGGGUUAUUAUUAGACAUAGAUAAUAAUAUAAUCUUAUAUCAAUACAUUUUAGAUAAUAUAUAAUAAAUAAUAAUCAAAUAAUGUAUAUUUCUUAACCUAUGUCUAAUAAUAACCCAUUUUAAAUAAUCUUUCCUAUUAAAAUAAAUUAUUUCUAUGUGAAACAACCAAUUUGUAUAAUUCUUUUUUUUUCUAUGUAUUUAAUUUUAGAUUCUGAAUGGAGCGAGGAAUGUAUUCGUUUUACAAUGAUAUUUAUUUUCAUUUUUUUUUAAUUUUUUAUGUGAACGCUUUUUCUACUAGAAAGUAUACUUCGAUUAUCAAGUAUAGCACUUUUUCUGAAAGGAAAUGUUCUCUGGGCGGUACUUUAAAGAGGUAAUUUUUUUGAUUUUCCUCGGGACGUUUAUUUAAUAAAUGGGAAAAAUCGGGAAAAACGUUGGAAAAACUGGAGAAUUGGUAUAAUAUUAAACUAGUAUUAUUAAAGAAAAUGUAUAAUGCACAUGCAAUUAUUUUACCAUAAUACGAGUUAACUUAUAUACUCGUAUGACUUAUAUACUGUUGACAAAGCAACACUCUCAACCGAACUCCGUUCAGAAUAGUUUUUAUAAUUAAAUACACAUUAAAUUAUCUACAACAGCGGCUGCACCUGUUUCCAUUAUCCUAGAACAGCUUUUUUUUGUUUUGUUUUAACUGACAGCUUUUUUUUGUUUUGUUUUAACUGCUAUGGAAGUAUAUUAUUUGAUUUAACCCCUCCUCCCCUUCCAGAAAAUUUUUUCAAGCUACGACCUUGUCAACCGUUAAUUGUUAACAUGACUAAAUAAGUGUGCGUCAAAAUUGACUUCACGCGGAAUCAUAGACCUAGUAUAGAUGUACUUGGAUGUACUAGAUAUACUUAGUAUGAGGUCUAUGCGUGGAAUGAACCAUGGUAUUAUAAUGUUGUAUUUCAUGAAAAAAUAUACUGUGGUCUGUGGCCGUAGUUUAAUAUCCGUUUUGCCGUAAUGUCAACACACCCAGUAGGUGUUUGUAUGUUAAAACGUAACGCGUGAAUAAGAGGAACGUAAGCGCGCGAAACGAACGGAAAAAUCGGCCAGAUUCAAAAUACGUUUGCAUCCCCGUGGGAAAAUUGAAAUUAACGUUCCCGUAACACGCCACCAGCAGGGCAUUGCUCGGUUGUUCGCUCGGGAUCUAACGAAAUAAUCAGUAAAAUACGCGUCGGCCGGCGGUGGCAGUGCUGCAGUAGACUUUCUAAUAAUCGAGUCGUCUGCGGAAAUCGUAACGCGCGCGCCGCGCAUGACGUGAUAACGGACGGCGACGCGGACGCGCGCCUCCGCUUUAUUCCCGGUCGUAUAGGUACGAGUUAUUAUUAUUAUUAGGGCGGCGGCGGUGUACGUAAUUUAUUAUUAUAGUAGUGGCAAACGGCCAGCAACCGCCGCCGCCGCCGCCGCCGCCGCCGCUGCCUCGUGCGAUUUCAUUGACGUCGUCGUUUCACCUCGCGGACACUGACCGCCGCCGCCCGUCGCGGAUACGCGGACGGGGCGGACGACAUCUUCCGCGACGGCGCGUCAAUAAUAUAUCGGUACAUUUUUGUACAAGGUGUACCAAAGUUGGAGGCGGCGUGGUCGUUUUCACGUGUUUCCUAUCCCGGUGGCUCGCCCCGUAAAUAAUCGAUAACGCUCAUUGUUUUUCGACCCUCCCGUCCGUCUCUUUCCAGCCGCGCGUUAUCGGCCGUCUGGCGACCGCUAAUGCGCAGUACGUAAUAUUAUAAUAUUUCUGUAUUCGCAGUUGGCCAUUAAAAUGUCGGCCGUUACGGGCGGUAUUUAGAAAGCAAACAAAUAAUCAUUUUUCAUUUCCAAAUUUAAUAGGCGCACAAAAUACAAUUAUAAAAUACAAUUACAAUUGCAAAAUGCAUUUACACUAUAUUAUUAUUAUUACUGUUAUUUGUGACCGCCACCACGCGCGUUUGGGCUUUAAAAAAAAAAAAAAAAAAAAAAAAAACGCGGCACAAUAUUAUUAUCAUAUGCCGUUGAGGAAUUUUUAGGUCAACGGUAACAUUCAACCGUAAUAGAAAAUAUUUAUCGCGGAAGUUAACCGCCUUUUUAUGUUUUUUUUCUCAAUGCGACUCGGAGGGUAAAGCGUAAUAAAGUACGUGAUUGGUAUUAUUUGGGUCUUUUGGUUUAGGAUUUUUAGUUUGAAAAACAAAAUGGUGUUUUAUUUUACACAGUGUUUACAAGUGUUGGGUCAAUGUGCUUGAAGACUAGGACACCCUGUACACACACGUUAUUAUUGUAAAAUAGGAAGAAAAACAAACGUGGCCGUCGUUGCUUCUGCUGCGUAGUUGUAGAUCGCGUAGUGAUGUUUAACUUUUUUUUUCGCGCGCGUGGUCGACUGGACGGAUUUCCCUCCAAUAUGUCGUCGGUGGCCAACCGUUGGCGGCACUGUCACUUUGGACCGCGGGUUAAGGAAUCCGAGCCCUCCUCCCGUCCGCCCCGGGCGUCGCGCGCAUUCGUUUCGCACUGUACGUAGUAUCGAAAACAACUACAACACUGUGGCCUCGUCCUUCAGUGGGCCCGUUCGUUGUAUUCUGGGUCGUCGUUUCGACUGGACUUUUUUUUUUAAAACAUUUUUUAAUAGUGAACUUUUCAUUUUUGGUUUUUACAUUUCCGUUUUACCGCCGCGUUUCGCGUUCUCUGGACGUGAGCGACUUUCCUACACAUCAACAGCAACAACUAUUCAACAAUAAAUCCCAUCCCGAGGACGGACCGGACCUGUACGCUGUGUCACCGUCGCCAUCGCAUCGCUCAUUCUAAAAAACUUCACUCCUUAGGUGAGUCUGGGUGUAAAAUAUAAUCUAAUACACGCAUACAAUUUUAAGCGUUAUACCUACGUCGUUUUCGGUAUGUUAUAACUACGUAGAUAUUUUAACUAACUGAUACGUAGGUAAGUGUGUGUGUGUGUAUGUAUGUAUAUAUAUAUAUAUAUAUAUAUAUGUAUACACACACACACUUAUACUUCCACUAUAUAUAUAUACGCGCGCGCGUGUGAGUGUGGUCGUCUACCUGACAUUUUGGCGGGGCUGCGGCAAACUCGCGCGCUUCUCCGUGAGGGCCGCGGGCUAAUAUGGCCACCACCCGCCCGUUAUCAUCGAUUCGCGCCAUUUUAGCCGUCCCUCACCACUCCUUCCCCCCUCAGUGACAUCCCUACGUAUUCCGCCCAACAGAAUGUCUGAUGCCUUUGUAGAUCGACUAAAGGUGUCUUUGGGAACCCGCACUACCCUGUUGAAACGGUAGGAACGAAAUAACCCGCUGAAGAUUGUUAUUAUUAUUAUUAUUACCUACCGAAGAUGAAUACUCACACACAUAAACUUGAUGGUUGAUUGUCAGGGGUUUAUGCUUUUCAUAUCUACGUUUGUAUUAAUUCCCAUGCAUAUGUAGGUACUCAAAGUUAAAAUGUCCCUACCUUGUAAGAAUAUUUUCUUAUUGCUAGGUACUUAGUACCUACUAAAAUGUCGGUGGGUAUUAAAUAUAAUAUGCAAUAAUAGGUAGUUCGGUGUAUUUUAUGAUAAAUGUUAUUUUAAUAUUUUUCAUUUCACCUACAUUAUUGUCAUGAUAUUCUUUAAAAGUCUAAAUAUUUUUUAUUGUCGCAAUGAUUUAAUUUUAGUAGGUACAUGUUAUUGUUGUUUUAAUACGCUAAACUUGGAUAUUUAUUGAAAACUGAAUAUAAUUGAUUUUAAUGUUAAAUAGUUCUAAAGUAUUAUACUUCUUAUACCUGUGCAUAAUAUAGUAUUGUUAUUGUAAACAAAUACAGUUUAAAUCUUAAUAUCCAUAAAUAUUCUACUUGUACUUACUGUAUUUUUGUAUCAUUUUAUUAUUUGGUAUUAAUAUUUGUUAUAUUCAUUGUAAUUAUUGUUUUGUAUAAACAAAUUAGAAACAACUGAUAGUAAUUAAAUGUGUUGCAUAAUAAUCUUUUAAACACAAUUUCAUUAGUAUCACAUUAACAUUUUUUAAAGUACAAGAUGGAGUAAAAGAUUAAUAUUUUAUUUUACCAUUCUAAUUAAUUAUAAUUUACUGAUACUUAAAUAUGAUUGGUUUUGUCAUUUGUCGUUUUAUUGUCUAAAGUCUCAAAUAGUUUUGUUAUCUAAUCUAUAUGGAUACCGCUGCCUUAUUUUUUUUUAAACAAGGUAUAUACACAUUUGAGUACCAAGUUCAAUUAAAUUAUUAUUCUAAUUGAGUUCCUAUAAUUACAUAUUUGUUAAAGUAGAUAAUAUUUCAAAUUUUAAUUUCCCUAUUUCGAAUUUGUUUGUAUUAGUUCCAAAUUGAAAUAGGUUGAGAUUGUAUAUAACAAUAACAUUAAUAAUGAUUAUUCUCUGGGCUAUUCAUUUAAAUAUCCAGUCCAUAUUAUUGUUCCUGCAUUAUCAAAUUUUUGGUACCUAAUUGAUAAAUAAUAAUCAAAGAAUUAUGUAGAUAUCUAGCUGGUAGGUACUUCAAGUAGGUAUCUAGUGUAAUUAAUUUAAAUUGUAUUUUAAAUAGGUACUCAAGUAUUUAUAAAUUGUUAUCAAUCUAUUUCUGUAAUCAACAAAGAUUUAAAUUGUAAUAUAUUUAAAAUGCUCAUAUAAUACACUACUAUAUUAUAAGAAUUUCUGUGUAUAUUUCAAAUAAGCAUCUAUCAUGGAAUUAUUAUUUAGAAUUUAGUAGAAUAUUGAUAAUUUUUAUUUGGGAAUUUUUCCUUUAAUUUUCAACAUCUAAACAAAUGAUGAAUCAUAUGACCUAGAUUUAAAUAAGUAAAUAAACAAAUACAAAUAUAGUGUUAAUAAAAAUAAUAAUUUAUUGUAAAGUCUGUUGACUUCAGUUACAUUUUACUUUCUCUGUUAUACAACCAUAUAGAUAGGUACAUAGUUAUGCAUUUUUGUAUUGUGAACCAAAUUAAUUUUUAGUAUUUAUACUUGAUCUUAAUUAGGUACCUAAUUAAUUAUCACCUUAUGAGAUUCCUAAAUAUAUUUAUAGAAUUAGAGAUGUAUAAAAUAUCCAAAAUGAGCUCUUUCAUUUCUAUUGCUGUUGUGAGUGUAAAGAAGUAAUUAUUUUAUGCCUUCUAUUUUUGUUUACCAACAGAAAUGUAAAUUAUAAUUAAGUUUAUUUUUAUUAGGCAUCUACCUUAUUAUUGUUAUAUUCAUUAAACAAAUGGUAGGUACUUCAAUUAUUAUGAGAUUGAGAUUAUUUCUGAAGUUUAAACUAAAUAUUAAAAUUAGUAAAUAUUUAAUAUACCUUUAAGAAUUUAGGAUUAAUUGGUUACUAUUUUGUUAGUCAGUUAUUUAAACUUUUAACAGAUUGCAUGGGAAAUGAAUAAUGACAUACAUGUACUUCUAUUUUUAGAUUUCACUUUACCCGAUUUAAUAUAAUUUAAAUUUAUAAAUUAACAGCUGUUUUCAGCAAUAUAAAUGUUGAUUUUUAAACUGAGUUUAUAAAAUAACUGACAAAUCAUGGCUGGUUACUACGCCUUAGUUGGUGUUGGUGAAAACAAUCCUCAGUCAAUUUUUUUUAGGUUUUUUUGGCGAGUUGUGAAAAUAUGUUUCACAUAAUAUAUAUUAUUUUAUACUUUUUCAUCUUAAAUUACAUUAGAUGACUUAAAAUGUCUUCAAGAAUACUUGGAAAAAUUACAGUUUGAACCACAAAAAGUAGAACUUGGUAAAUUCAAUUGGCUGAUAAAUCUAUUUCAUGUUCCUAUAUUUACAAGGUAUUGAACAUAUUUGCAGUUUUCGAGAAGAAAUCUCGAUCUUUAAGCUAGUUAAGUUCAAAAGAAAAUAUUUCUCAAAAUGUCUCGUUCAAUUUUGAGCAUAGCUUAAAGACAAACCUAUUUUUUCAAAACAAUCUGAAAAUGCUUGAUUAUCAUUCCCAACAACGUACCUAUGUAAACCUGGGUUUUCUGCAUUGACCAUCAUUAAAUCAGAAUACAGAAAUUACCUUGAUCCCCAACAAAUGUUAUCAUGUGGUAUGCACAUUCACACACCAUUUAUCUUAAUAUUGAAGGAUUUGUGUAAAGUGUUUAGCACCAAGGAAGUUAAUAUAUUAACUCUUAAUAGUAGUUAAAUGAAUUGUUAUAGCUAAAUUAUGAUUUCAGUUAAUAUAUUUAAUACAAUCAUUAUUAUAUUUUUUUAGUAAUUUUAACAUUUUUGGGUCACUUUAAUAAAAGGUUGGAAACCGCUGCAUUAAAUUGAUAUUUAGAUUAAUUUUAUCUAAUAUAAUAAAUAAAUAAAUACAAUUUUAUUUUAAAGUAGUAGGUAUAAUAGUAGAGACAUAUAUAUUUAUAGUAAGAUAGAAAAAUUAAUUGAAUAAAUUAUUUUAUUAUUUUUUAGUAUUCAUUACUUGACCCUCCGGAGUAUUCAUCAUUAGGGUGACAUAGAAAACGAUUUAGUUAAAAUGGAUUCUAAUAAAUUUUACUAAUAAACGCUAUUUGGCGCUCACAACAGUAACAACAUAAUUGUUAAACGUAAGUACCCUAUCCUAUUAAAGUAGUAUUAGUUUUAAGUAAUAUACUUUCUCUUUAAACCUAAUCAGAUAAAAUAAAUAAUUGUAAUUGUAUUUACACAAUUAAAUUAAGUUGAUGUAGGUAUGCCAGAUAACUUUUUAAUUUCUAAAAAAAACAUUUGUGCAAAUAUAUUUUGGGGUUUUUGGCAUACUAAAAUAUACUAUCUGGCAUCAAUUGUUGUCAUACUUAUUUCCCUUUAAAACAGUAAAAUGUUAACACAGUAUAAAGUUCAAAUUGUUUUUAAAGUUAUUAUUUAGUUCAUGUAAACUACUAAAAAUAUUUUACCCUGAACAUUGAGCAAUUAAUGUCAAAAUAUGACAAAUAGAAUUUAAAUUAUAGAAUAUAAAAUUUUAAUUUAUGUUAAAAUAAGUGUAAUAUUUGUAAGUAUUUAAUAAUACUUAGGUUUUAACAUAAAGUCAAAAAUUAUUGUUUUAUUUGCAUAGUUUUAGUUAAAAUGUAACAAUAAAAAAAAAUAUAUGUGUACAUAUAUAUAGAUAGAUACACCUAUCAAUCUAAAUAUAAAUUAUAUUAUUAUUAAAUUCAGAAUAGACAAUGAAAGUUUUGUUUUGUUUUUUUGAAAACACAUUUAAGUAAAGAAAAUAUACUCAAUUGAGUAGAGUAGGUUAGGUAUUUUUUUCAAGUGGUGGAAUUUACUGAAUAUUCUAAAAUCUUGGAGAUUUGAAAAAAUGUUUAAACAUUUAAAUUUUGGCAGUAUACGUUAUUCAAAUAUUUUUAUAUGGGUAACUAGAAUACAAAUAAUAAGAUAUUUUUAAUCAUUAGAUAAUAAAUUAUUAAAUUUAAAUGAAAGAAGAGUUGUUACUGAUGAGUGUGUCCAUAUUAUAGUGGGAAUGUAGAAUAUAUAAAGUUUUAGAUUUGGAGUAUAUCUUAUGAGUAAUGACAAAAUCAUUGCUAACAAAAUGCAAUUCUCAACAUGCUUGCAUGUUUUUAUAAACAUGUAUUUUUAAUUAAUGUAUUGUUUAACAUAUAUUAAAUAUUACAAAUCACUUGCUAUUUGUUUGAACAUUUCUGAUUAAAAAUUAAACAAAUUUGUAUUAUGUAUACUGUAAAUGAAAUAUAUUUCAGUCUUGAAAAAAUAAAACUUUGAUUUUGUAUAUUUCUUAUUCUAGCCAAAAAAUAA
Molecule: messenger RNA, 11887 nt
Organism: Cinara cedri
Lineage: Eukaryota; Metazoa; Arthropoda; Insecta; Hemiptera; Aphididae
Source: the annotation of a GenBank genome assembly